Molecule: messenger RNA, 771 nt
Organism: Selaginella moellendorffii
Lineage: Eukaryota; Viridiplantae; Streptophyta; Lycopodiopsida; Selaginellales; Selaginellaceae
Exons: 2
Coding region: 22-771 (249 amino acids)
Source: RefSeq, a predicted model, not a curated record
AACUCGCGGCUUUCUUGCGAAAUGGAGAGCAGCCACGUCAUUAUCCACGAAAAACUGGCAGGAAAUAUUGGAGGAGCUCCUUGCACGCUGCGAUUGGUGAUGCAUAUGGGACAAGACAAGGAUAGGGCUGCAAGUAAUCUCACAUUUGGAGAUAGUCACCCUCUGCUGCGUGGAUAUGUUGGAGGCGAUGUUCUUAUUCCUUCGCUGGAACCAAGUCCACUUUAUGUGGUUGACGGAUACGUAGAUAUGUGCCAUGUCGAUGAAAGAACUCCUUUCACUCAAUAUAUGCACUAUCACCUGGUUCUGUCAACAAACACAGGCACCAGGUAUACUUUGGACGGAAGGAAAGAGAUGCGACCAUUCAUGAGCGGCCUAAUGUGUUACUCUGAUGCAACCACACUACAUAUCGUUGUUCGAGCUCAGCAGGACUCACCAAAACCGGUUGCCUUGAAAGGAAAAGUGCGGGUAACUCUUCCCGAGUUACUUAAGUCCCUAAUAUUGUUACGAGGGCCAAGGAAGCGGGAGUUUGUAGGAAGACUCCUGGAAACACUUGCUAGGACGUACUUGAUGAGAACACCGAGAGCGACAAGCCGGGAAAUGGCAAAACCAGAAGACUCGACCGAAAACUAUCCAAGCUAUGUACUUCAUGAGAUUGCCACAGGUAAAAACAGACUUGACUCUUUUAUACAGGCAGUGACAGAUUGCUUGUGCAGGAGAUGGUGCCCGCAUUACCUGCAAGCAAUGGUGCUCGAAGGGUGCUGCUCAGGAUGA